Molecule: messenger RNA, 2804 nt
Organism: Aspergillus alliaceus
Lineage: Eukaryota; Fungi; Ascomycota; Eurotiomycetes; Eurotiales; Aspergillaceae
Product: ubiquitin ligase complex subunit HRD3
Exons: 4
Coding region: 187-2700 (837 amino acids)
Biological process (GO): ERAD pathway
Cellular component (GO): endoplasmic reticulum membrane
Molecular function (GO): protein binding
Source: RefSeq, a predicted model, not a curated record
GCGAAAUGAACCUCCGCGUGGACAGGUGGCCCCUUCCGCUUUGGAAAGCUCUUAGGAAGCAUGCAAAGCAUACUCAGUACUUCGAUCCCCUAAGUUACUCGUUGGGACUUGGUGAUACUCUUCUAUUCGGGAAUAGUUCGCCAUGUUCUUCUCACUAAUCAAUAUUAAGCAUUUCUCGUUGACAACAUGAAGAACCUAUGGUUAUGGCGUUUCUUGCCCUUGGCGCUUCUACUGCUGCAGGUGCUUGCAGUUGAAACCAAAGGAAAGCCUGAUUUCACACCUACUGAUGUUACUCACGAAUCCUACCCAAACCAGUCUCCAGGCGGGACAGAUGGCUUCGACGUAAGACCGGGCAGUCAACAUGUUGAUACUGCCCUCAAAAUCCUCCGUACUUCAAAGAUUCCAAUAACCGCGCCCGAGAAGCCAUCCGGCAUCCUGGGUUACACAUUACAUUAUGCGAAGGAGGCUUGCCGGGUUCUGUUCCUCAAUGGCCCGCCGCCCGAUUAUACCGAACGGCAGAAGAUCCACCCCAAUGUUGCAAAAGCUGUAAAUGAACUCAAGAUCGCUGCUCAAGAAGACCAUAACCCCGAUGCGAUGUUCCUGUUAGCGGAGUUGAAUUUUUACGGUAACUUCACUCAUCCGCGAGACUUCAAGCAAGCGUUCCAUUGGUAUCAGAGUCUGGCAUCAGCGACUGGGAACAGCACAGCGCAGUAUAUGUUGGGCUUUAUGUAUGCGACUGGUGUUGGAGAUGGAGUUGAGCGCGAUCAAGCAAAGGCAUUGUUAUACCACACUUUCGCGGCUGAAGGAGGAGACACGAGGUCGGAGAUGACCCUUGCAUAUCGGAAUCAUGCCGGCAUUGGAAUGCCUAAGAAUUGCGACCAUGCCACAUAUUACUAUAAGAAGGUCGCAGAUAAAGCUAUACAGUACUUCCGGUCCGGACCUCCUGGUGGUCAUAAUAUGAUUCGGGAAUCAUACCGUUGGGCUGAUGAAGAGGGCGGUGUCUACGGUGAAGGUGCCAGUGUCUCCAGCUCGGGACCAAAUGCCCUGCGUGAUGCAUCGCAUUCCAGCACCGAGGCCAGCUUGGAAGACGUCCUGGAGUAUUUGGACCUUAUGUCACGAAAGGGCGAGUUAAAGGCCACGUUCAGCUUGGGAAAGAUGCACUACGAAGGGUCGCGGGGUCUGCCCAGAAAUUUCCGAAAGGCUAUGAAGUACUUCAAGCAGAUCACGAAGCGCUACUGGAAUAAGGAUGGGUCUGUGAACCCGAACCAUCCGCUUGGGAUCGAAAAAUUGGCUUCGAAAGCGGCAGGUCACAUAGGGCUGAUGUAUCUCCGCGGUGAAGGUGUAGAGCAAAACUUUGCCACUGCCAUCAUCUGGUUCAAACGUGGAGUUACUAACGGUGAUGCGCUCUGUCAACAUCAAAUGGGACUCGUGUAUCUUCAUGGAUACGGCGUGCAACAGGACGCGUUCAAGGCUGCAUCAUACUUCAAGGCCGCCUCCGAACAAGAUUUCCCAGCCGCAGAAACAAGGCUGGGUGCUUUGUUCUUGGAUCAAGGAGAUGUUCCAACGGCCACUCGGUAUUUUGAGCUGGCUGCACGGUGGGGUUGGAUGGAGGCCUUUUAUUACCUAGCAGAGCUGUCUAACAAUGGUAUUGGUCGGGAGCGCCAUUGCGGAAUGGCUGCAUCGUAUUAUAAGAUGGUCGCAGAACGGGCAGAAGUGAUACAUUCGUCGUUCGACGAGGCGAACACCGCAUACGAGAGCGGUGACCAAGAACGGGCUCUCAUUGCAGCUAUGAUGGCUGCGGAGCAAGGUUAUGAGCAUGCACAGUCCAACGUGGCAUUCUUGCUUGACGAACAACGCUCUCUGGUGUCCUUUGAUAGUAUUCUGCCGGGGGUCAAGAAAUAUCGACCGUCUCUGCUCCGGAAUACCGCUCUGGCUCUUAUCUACUGGACUCGUUCUGCCAAACAGACAAAUAUUGAUUCCUUAGUGAAGAUGGGCGAUUAUUAUCUGGGUGGAAUCGGCAUUGCUGCGGAUGCUGAGAAAGCCUCUAUUUGCUACCAUAAUGCUGCUGAAAUUCAUUAUAGCGCACAGGCCUAUUGGAACCUUGGCUGGAUGCAUGAGAAUGGUGUUGCCGUGGAACAGGAUUUCCACAUGGCUAAACGAUAUUAUGAUUUGGCGCUUGAGACGAGCCCCGAGGCUUACUUACCCGUCAAAUUAAGCUUGUUAAAGCUUCGGUUGCGGAGUUAUUGGAACAGCAUCACUAAUGGCAAAAUAAAUUCUAUUCAAGAGGAAGAAGAGACGAAACCCCGACGGACACUCAAAGAGUGGAUUGCAGCAUUCAUCAAGAACGAUGAAGAGGAGGAAGCCUACCGUGCACAGCUGUACAAGCGAGCCGAGGAAGAAGACGAGCUCUUGUCGGGUGGUUCCGAUCGACGCCAUCUCGAUGACCGUCACGAGGAUGGCUAUUACGAUGACUUGGAGCUUGAUAUCGACGAAAGCGUCCUCGAAGGCCUGAUCAUUGUCGCAUUAGCCGCGACUCUACUCAUCUUGGUAUAUAUGAGGCAGCAACGGAACAGGCAGAGGCAGGAUGAGAAUGUAGGUGCCAUCCCGGUAGCUGCAGACAAUGGAGAUAACCGGGGUCUUUUCCCUCGCCCUGGAGAUCCAGAAUUUGCUCAGUGGGUAGCGGGCGGCGUUGGGCAUUGAAGGGCAUAAUUCGUAUAUGGUGUAAUUUAUGAUAAAUGGAAAUUUUUGUUAAGCGCAUGGGUACCACAGCUGUACUACACAUACCUAGAUAAAGCAUUGUUACA